UUUUCGGUCUGCAGAUGCAUUUUGUGAUUCUCUCAGCCACUUUCUUCAUUUUCCAGUUAAAUUUCCCUCUUGUGAUGUUCUAUUCAUUUCAAAGUCUCAUUAGUUAGUUACACUUAAAUUGAUUUUGGAGAUUUUAUCGUUUCGUGUUUUCCCUUAUGGGAGGCAGUAAAACACGCUAGAUUGAGGAACAGUAAACACUUGUGCUACUUAAUUUCAAAAGUACUUGUGUCUGGUAUCAUUUAUAAUUCUUGUUUUACGACUAAAUCCUCCAGAUUCUUCACAGUUGCUGUUAAGUUUCAGUGGCUCAGAAAGAUUGCUGCUGUCAGUGACCUAUUUGUAUAGAAUGGUAUGAGUCAGACAUUGCAAUGAGAUGAGUGAAGAGGAGCUUCUCUCGCGGGCGGCUGAAGAACGAGCAGAGAUUGUCAAGAAGUACUCUGAAGGCCGCCGAGAGGGAGCUCAAAUAGACCCAUGGGAGGAUCCUGCCUUACAAAUCUAUCAUGUCCUGGACAGAUAUGGCUUUAUCCACGAGAAAGGAGACUUCGAUGAUCAAAAACCUAACGAAAUCAGAUUAGAAAAUGAGCGUGAGAAAAAAUGGGUGAAGAUGCUGGAUAAAUGGGAUAAACACAAGGACACUGAAAAGCUCAAAAAUAGAGUUUUCAAAGGUAUCCCCGCAAAACUCCGAGGUAAAGCCUGGUUGAAGUUGAUGGAUGUUGAGUCUGAAGCAAAAACCAAAGAAGGAAAAUAUCAGGAGAUGAAAAAAGUAGCUCUAGAACACUCAGCAGAUAUCAGGCAAAUAGAUUUAGAUGUAAAUAGGACUUACCGUGAUCACAUUAUGUUCCGAAAACGGUACGAUAUCAAGCAGCAAGAAUUGUUCAACAUCCUUGCUGCAUACAGUAUUUACAAUACCGACAUUGGAUACUGCCAGGGAAUGUCACAAAUAGCCGCUCUUCUUCUCAUGUACCUCACUGAGGAACAGGCCUUCUGGGCCCUUUCAAUACUAGUCGCUGGUAGCAAAUAUUCCAUGCAUGGAUUCUUCAUUCCUGGUUUUCCGAAGCUUCUGCGAUAUCAAGAGCACCAUGACAAAAUAAUGGACAAAUUUUUGCCAAAAUUGAAAAAUCAUUUAGAUAGAAAUGGAGUAGAUACUGGAAUAUACACUUUAAAAUGGUUUUUUCAGUGUUUUCUUGACAGGGUACCUUUUAGAUUAGCUUUAAGGCUUUGGGAUAUCUAUCUCUUGGACGGCGAAAGAAUACUCACUGCAAUGGCGUAUAAUAUACUUAAGCUCCACGGCAAACAUCUAUUAAAAUUAGGAAUGGACGAUAUUCUUCAUUUUUUGCAGAUUAAACUAGAGAAAGAUUUUCACUACUCAGAUGAAGUUACGAUUGAAAACCUGAAGAAAUGUAUGAAAGAAUUGAAACAGAGCAAGUUGGACUUUGCUGGACAACCGCCAAAACAUGAACUGCCCCCAAAGAAUUUAGGAGAGUUCAAGCCAACUCCAACUUUCACUCAAAUGGUGUCGAGACAAGAAAGAGAAAAAGCCAGUGAAACUAUAAGCAAUGACAAAAGUGUGAACAGGAGGUAUUCAAAUGCAGCAGAACCAAGUCCGUAUAAUCAUAGACACUCUUUACCAUCUGACCAAACAUCAGCCAAGUCAGCGGAUAGUCGUCCGCGCUCGAAAUUGUCGUAUGGAACAAGCGCUGAUGACGGUUAUUCGAUCAUUGAAGAUGGAUCACGAAGAUCUCUUGCAGAUACAAGUAUCACCUCAACUGCGGACCUGUCUGUUUUCUCAUCUGCAACAAGAUCACAUGCUCCAGACUCGCACAGCUUGGAUGCAGGAGAUGUUAAUUCGGAUGACAAUAUUCCAUCAAUUGAUCCAAGCACUCCACGUGUCUCUCCAAGUCAUGACAUAGUCAGAAUUUAUGUUCCGUAUGUAUCUCCCACCCAUAUCUCUCCUGUAAAUGGUGAUCUCAUAGAGAGCAGUGAAACUAAUAAGAUUAGGAUUAAAAUUGUUGAGGAAAUGGAUCACUACGAUGACUUUGAGACUCCGGUCAUCGAAAAUGCACCAUCGCCCUUCCAGAUAGACACAAUAGAUGAUCUCAAGUAGUUAGUCUCAUGAUCAGAUUUUACCCUCUACGGCAUGAAUUAAUUUUGGGUUUUAGAUUCUGAUGAAUAUUAAUCUAUGCCACAGCUUGCGUAAAAACAGAGUCUCAAAAUUUUUCCUCAAAAUUUCAAAACUGAAUCAUCACUUUAAAAAAGGGCGGAAGUCCAAUUUUUCAAAUUUGCUUUUUUUGCAUUUUUAAUGCUCCUUUUUCAUGAAAUUUGUAUUCCUUUGCGUCUGUCACUCGCAUUUUAAGAAUGAGACUACCGCUGCUUUCUUGGGUGAUAUGGUAAGGAUACCUGGAGAGUUCAUUGAUACAAAAAACAAAAAAAAAAGAUUUUGAAAAAGGGACUUCGGCCAUUUUUAAAAGUAUAGAUUCAACUUUGGUAAACAUUCUUUUACAACAAAAAGAGGAAGCAUUGAUAAAAAUUUGCAACAUCAUGCCACAGAGAAAUAGUUCAAUUUUUGAAAAACCAAAAAAUGUGUUGUCACGAAUAAGUAACCCUAUGCCAUAGAGGGUUAAAAAGCUCCUAAUUUUACUAUUCUUCAGUUUCUCUCAAAUACGUAUUGCAUUUUUACAAGCCUGUAAUUCCCAUGUGUAUACUGUCUCUUAUGUAUCAAUGUAAAAUUCCCUCAUUCCCAACAGCGUCGGCCAGAAAAUUUUUUGCUUGUAAGAGGAAUUCUGAACCUCAAGUGAUGUCAUCAUUGCAAAAAGAGGGAAAUUCAUUAACUUCUGAAAUAUGAACAGUUUCAAGUUAAAUGUGGAACUCUGUAGACAGAAGUUGCCUCUCAGAUUCAAUUUCAUUGCCUUGCAGAAUAUUCCUCAAUGGAAAGGCCAUUCUCGCCCUUUCAAGGAAUUAAUCAUGUGUCGCUAAUUUCAGUAGUAAUUUUUGGCUUACUGUGGAAAUUUCCCAUUAAAAGCAUGAAUAUAACAGCAUUAAAACUUUCACUCUGAAACUGGCGUGGCUCUCAUCUCACAAUCUCCUAAACAAAUAAUAAUUUAAUAUACUGCAGCAUGACCCUCACUAAGUCGGAAACAUUCUAAGCUAUGUUCAAGUGUAUCAACUCUUGGAAGCCCUCCUCCUUUUUAUUAGUACCCUCUGUCCAAAGGAAACGCUGAGCGACUUUAACUUUGAAUAUCCUCUGAAUUAUUUACGGAGAAGGUGAAAUGGUGUUUGUGAAAAUUCAUUCUCUCAGAUGCUUCAUCCUGAACCAGCUUUUUAGUUUUCAUCUUUGUAUGUUCUAGUUUUUCAUAUCAUCAUGUAUGUUAAUGUGUUAUUAGGUUUCUAGACAUUUCUAAAGUUUCUGAAAUACUGAAAAACUUGUUUUCUGCUCCUUAGGCACAUAAAAAUAAGGUAUUUCACUAGUCAAUUUAAGAAUAAUCUUGAAAGGGUGUAUAAAAUGCCUGAUUUUGAGCUUGAUAGGUGUGUAGUAGUCUGAAACGUUCCAAAACAUAUUCAAGUGCUCUUGUGAAUUAGAAAUAAAUACAAGAGUAUCAUAAGAGGACACCUAAAACACUCAUUCCUUCUCUCAUAUUUUCUCCAAAAUCAAUGUUAGUUUCAGGAAUCAUCAGUCGAGAAAGAAUGUACUCCCAGAGCAGGUGUACAGCACUCACAAAAUAUAUUUAUAAAAAAAAAGUUAAGUGGCUUUAAAGUAAAAAAUUAUUCAGAAGGGAUGAGAGUUCAAAUUUUUUCAUCACACAGUGGGUUCUGUUUUCUUUCAUACUUCAUAGGAAUUCUUUUGUGAUAUUAAUUUUGUGAGUGCUUUAAGCUUGCUCUAAAAACACGCAUUUUCUCAAUUGAUUUUUCUCAAAAUUCAUAUUAACAUUUGAUUCUUAUUAUUAUUAUUUUUUCUCUCUUCAUGUUAGGUCUGCAAAAGAAAGGAAUAUAAGAAACCUGUAGUCACCUUUCAAACUGGAAGGACUUUAAGUAUAAAGCAAAACAAGGCAUGCACAUGGAAAUAUGGUUUCUUCUUUUUAAUAGUUUGCUACCGAAUACCUAUCAUGUAAAUCUUGUUCCAUAAGUUCAACAAAUGACUAUCCUUGAAGCACCUCUCGAUCUGAAUCUCUUGAAACGAAAGAAAUGACGUUUCUUCCUCUUAGAGUAAGUUCAUUACCUAUGAACAGUAAUUGAAUGUUUAAAGAAUGACGCACUUGAUUCAAGGUAAUGUGAUUUAUUUACUAUGAUGUAUUCACUUUAGAUUCGAUGCAUUAAAUCCCAUUUCCUGAUCCACACAGUGUUAGAACUUAGACUGACAGCCAUUCCGGUGUUUCAAUCAUUAUGUUCUAAUGUGACAGUUUUGUUUAUUUCAUGCUUGGCCAAAGCCGUAGAAGAAAUGUGUGAUAAUUUGUUGGAACAAAAUUUAAAGAAAAGGUUUCUUGUCACAUCUCUGUGUUUUGACUCAAAAGUUAUGAUGGUCUGUGGUCAACGUUCCUUCGCAGAGUGUUGCAUGUUUAUUUUUUAAGAAAGACUUGUUCCUUUUUUGUUAACAUUCCACUUUAUUUAUAAUUUAAUUUGUCACUUUUGUAAUAGCUAGUGUGUUGAUUUAAUUAAGGAAUGCUCGACCUCCAGGUUUUCCCCUAAAAACCAUCCAAGGCUCUAGUAGAAGAAACUUAUUUUUUUUUUUUAAAAAAAAGAUGGACCAGUUCGAUUCUUUGGACAAUGCAAAUGAUAGCAUUGGUUUUUUAAAAUAUGUCCUCUCUUUAGAGUAAUGUUCACUCAAAACCCAAGUAAAAAUUGAGGAUAUGCUUUUUAUCUGUACAAAGUGGUAAUAUGUCAUAUGAUAUAUAUUUUUUGGACGUAGGAAUAUCAAGAAUUAAAGGGAAAGAGCUAGAAUUUUAUCACGAAAAAACUAUUCGUUCAACCUCUGUGUAAAAUGCAUGAACUUGAAGGAGAGCUGGAACUCAUCUUAGAUGUUUCUUUGGGAUCUCAGGUUCAUUUGAAGGAUGUGCACAGGUGAAAAACAGUUAAUGGAAAUAAAUCGAAUAAUAACCCAUGAGGAAUAACCCCCCCCCCCUCUCAAAAGUGUAUCCAACUUGAAAUAGAUAAAGUGGAGGAUUCAGCAAGGGGGUGCAAAAAAUGCUCUCUGAAAAUCUCUCAAAAUCUGCAGAUGGUGGCAAAGGUUAUGGAAUGCAUGGAUCAUGAGGCAAUAUUAAAAAAUAAUGACUUUUUUUCUCUGUCAGCUUUGAAAAAAGUAGGACAAAUCAGACAUUUUUUGCGAAACCAGGGAUUUUGCUGUGAUCGCGGAAAUGAUUCUUGCGACAAAAACGCUGGAUUGUAAGAAACGUUUGGUGUUUUGGAGCUUUUUGCACCCCUAGCAGCAGGGCUGAUAGAUUUGGCUUUUAUGGAACUCCCAUUGGAAUGAAACAUUCACGCUUGUCCCAGUACUUUAAACCCUCUGUAAAAAGCUGCAAGAGCCAAAGCUUACCUAUGCGGAAGCUUUGGCUUGCCCAUAAGUGGCAAUGCCAUAACAAACCAACCCACUAUAUCUUGCAAGUAGUGUCAAGAAAACAGUUUUGCGGGAAACCUAAAGAUGCUUUAGAAACCUCAGGUACUCCUUGGCAAUAAUGUAGAGGGUAAAUAAAAAUUAAAAGGAAGAACCAAAAGAUUAUCAUUAAUAUUAAGCAAUGUGUAUGUUGACUGAUAGUGCCAGAUGAUUUUCAGGAUUUUCUUCAGUACCGAGUAUGUACAUCAGUUCUUGUAGAAUAUAGCUGAAAACAGGCAGGUAAUCCAGGCAGGUAAUGUUGUUCCUUAGACGGAAGAACUUAGCAAAAUUUCAUCGUUGCCAAAUUUCCUCUCAUAAUUUUUAUUUUUACCCCUAGAUUAUUGAUCAUCUUAUAUCGAAAAUUUUACAUUUUCCCCCGAUUAUUGUCGAAAAUUAGUGAAAUUUUGAACAGAAAUCGUCCUGUCACUGUUGUGUGGAAGGACUACUUGUGUAUGUAGAAUUUGCAACCUUAGAAUGGAGUUCUGUUCCUUCGUCCAGGAAUCAUCAACUUUAAACGUAGAAUGAUCCUCAUUUUUUUCAAUCUUUAGUCAUGUCAAUCAGUGAUAGUUUCGUUACAUGUAAAGAGGAGGUCUUCAAUACUCGAAUUUGAAACAUGUUGACUUGCCCGAAUUGUGAAAUAAUCCACCGUAACUCCUCUUCGUGAAUGGAGGAAACGACUUUUCUGCCUUAUUUAUAUGCAGAAUGAUUUUAUUAGGAGAGUGUAAUAUAUUCUCCAUUCUUUGUUCAAUUGGUGUUUUAAAUACUUAGAUUGUUAAUCAAAUUCUGUUUGAUAUUUUCUAGUCAAUUGUUCUAGAGCAAAAUUGUUGUGUGUCUCAUCUUUAUUUAAGAGGGUGGAAAAAACCACUCAUUUUUCGAUGGCUCCAAUCCAAAUGUGCCAUAAUAGUUUUUCUCUGUCCAUUUGGUCAACAGAAAAUAGUGAUGAAGUCUCAAAGCAGACCACCAUCUUCUUUGAAAGAGAAAAAUUCUUGGCAAAAUUUGGUAGGUGUCGCCAUUUUUCUCUUUAAUGAUUGUGCGCUAAUAAGAGAAGAACAAAGCCUCUCCUUUCGAGAGAGGAUAAGUCACUUUCGCAACAAUUUCUUUUACUUUUUUGCACUUAAAGAAUUUUCUUUUCUUUUCAUUUUAAGAUUGACAGAGCCCAAAAGUAUAACACAGUCUAUAUUAUUCUUCUUUUCUUGUGACCUGUCAUAAAAUUAUUCUUCCCCUUUUCUCUAUUUUGAUAAUUGUGAUUACUGUACUUACCUUUUUUAUUUUCUAUGUAAUGCAUCUUCCAUGCUGUGAUGUAACUAGGUGUAUAUAUUUUUCUGAUCACACUGGUCUACAAGGUUUUCUCAUCCUCCAGAAAAAAAUCGGCUCAUUUAUUGGUCUUUCAAAUUUUAAGUAUUUAAACUUACAACAUUCCUUUUGAAAGAAUUAUAUUUUUUUUUAGAAACUGUACAGUGUUCUGGAAAAACCAUCCUUAAUUUCUCUAAAUUGAUGCAAGUAUUCUCUAAUGCUGCAGUGAGAGGUUAAUUAUCAGUAAUUUUCCGUGAAGUGUGUUCAGAAAUAUGGAUUAUCAAUCUCAAAUAAAAAAUUCAGCCCUGAAGUCUCAGCAUUUGAGAAAAUGAUAUUUAAAAAAAAAAAAAAAAAAAACAGUUCAAAACAAUCCAGUUUAUUUGCAUUGUGUCUCUUUUAAAUCGUUCAGUUGUCAGAAGAAGACACUUUUACACUUGUCGGAAAUUCUAAAAAAAAUUUCAGAAAUUAAGGGUGGUUUUGUUAGAACAGGUCACGUAAGUAAUCUCUGAUUUGAGAGUUAUGGAAUUGGAAGAUUCUUGAAUAAGGUCUUUAUUUUUAUAUUUAUUCAUCUUCAUGACCCAAUAAUGAUUCAGUAGAAAAAAGAUCUGUCACCUUACCAAAACAUUUAGGAUUAUUCCUCUUUUUAAUGUGAUGAUAGAAAUCUUUUGGCGACAUUGUACUUGAAGCUACUCCAGACUUUAAAAAUCUCUCAGUUUCUUCUUAUCGAGAGCCCCUGUUUAAUGCUAACAUUGAACGACCUUCGAUCCCUAAGCAACCUUUCAAGAUAGCGAAAAGAAACGAUGAGGGUUAAUAUCAUCUCUUCAGUCUCCGAUGUUGAAAGUAUGGUGUAAGUGUAGGUAUAACUAUGAAUGUGAGUUUCACCUCAAAAUUCCCUUCCUAAUGGACACAAAGUUGGUGUUUUCUGACCUCUGGAUGAUAACAAGAGAUAGAUGUUGGUUGCUAAGUUUUGAAAUCAGGCAUGUAGGUCGAUGUAUCGCUCGCGAGUUCAGAUCACUAGUUAGCUACACAAAGGACGCAGCUGAUACUUUCAAUGAAUUUCCUUGAUCAACCAUUAUUCUGCUUCAGUUGGGUUUUAGUAUACUAUGAAACUAUUUUUCUUGACAGUAAAUGUUUUUUAGAUUAUUUUACUUCUAAUUUCAUAUCAGUUCGGAAAAUCAUGUAGUACCAUUGACCAGUGAUCAUUGUACAACAAAUAUCAUUGGCUGAACUUUGAAACCACGUAUUUCAGUUGCAGUGUAUCAAAAUUUCCGCCUCUAUUUUACUUUCCGCAAAGGGAAACUAGACAACUUAAUUGUUCGGAAUUUUCAUAGAAUAUUGAAGAACAAUCACGGAAAUUUUUGGUCAAAAAUGGAACAUAACGUAGUUUCCAAGUUCGGCCAGCGAUAUGUCUAAUUUGGGUGAUAUCUUUUAGGUAACAGUAAUACUGCUAUUUUAGUUUUCCCCUCUAUGAGUGGUCAUCCAUUGAUUUGAUUUGGAAAGCAAUAAAACAUCUUGUUAUUGUUUGAAAAAACAUUAUUUUUUUAAAAGGAAAAAAAAGUGAAAAUGAGUUUCUAGUUUUUGAAAUUAAUGUUAAAAGAAUGCUUGUUUUAAUUCAUUUAAAACUCAGAAUUAUAUGUAUUCUCGUCUACUUGACUUACAUUUUUGAUCAACAAGAAACUUGAUUGAAAACUAAGCUGCUGAAACCACUCAUGUCAUUCGAAAUAUGACUGCAUUGACCUUGGUACAUAAACAUAAUUGAAUUGUUUAGUUGAAAAACAACCAAACUCUGACGGAAAAAAAGAGUUUAGAAACUAAUAAAAACUUAUCAGUGCCAAUAGUUUUCAAAAGCCAAUAGAAAGGAAUUUUUCCUUUUAAAUCUCCUUGUUAUGAGGUGUCUCAAUAGUUACGGAUUAUAAGGUGCGCAUUUCAAUCAGCAAUUGGUAUAUUAGAAUUUCAUGUUGAUUCCAAAAAUUCAAAACAAAGCUAACAACUUUCCUCAUUCAAAAUGCUUGGAACCAUUUUAAAAAAUAAUUUCAGCAUGAAUAAUAUAAUCCAGUGCAGUGUCUGAUUAAGAAAACUUGAGACAUAACUUUUAACAACAGCUUUUCUGUCAACCGUUGGUUUUCUCAGCUUAGUCCUCGAUUGUUUGCCUUUAACUUUUAAGCCUCUGUACUUUAAUUGUAUAUCUCUUGUAUUUAAUAGUUUACUGAGAAUUAUGAAUAUAAAUAUAUUCUCUUUCAAUCUAUUUUUCGACCCACUAUCUCAAAUACCUGUAAUGCUUUGAUCAAAUCGCUUAGAAUAAAUUGAGCGUUUAGUUCGUGAUGAAA
Bemisia tabaci is the source of this 9198-nucleotide messenger RNA. RefSeq names its product USP6 N-terminal-like protein. Lineage: Eukaryota; Metazoa; Arthropoda; Insecta; Hemiptera; Aleyrodidae. Gene Ontology annotation, biological process: regulation of GTPase activity. The record is from RefSeq and is a predicted model, not a curated record. Gene Ontology annotation, molecular function: small GTPase binding; GTPase activator activity.